ACCUUUCGUCGAACACCUUGUCUGCACUGCAUCACGCACUCGACCGCGCUUUUUUCUUUGAACUUGGGAGGGACAAAUCAACACCAAUCUCAUUUUCCAUUUCGCUCUUUCCACAAGCUAUCGUCGCUUUGACAACAUCACCAUGUUUGGCUCCGCUCAACCUUCUUCAUCUCCCUUUGGCACCCCUUCUUCAACCCCUGCAUUCGGAACCCCUUCUUCUACCCCCGCCUUCGGAACCCCUUCUUCUACCCCUGCCUUCGGCACCCCUUCUUUUGCUACCCCAUCUUCUACUCCGGCAUUCGGAACCCCAUCUUCCACACCGGCGUUUGGCGCUUCUUCUACCCCUGCCUUCGGUUCGUCCCUUUUGUCAACGCCUUUUUCUUCUCAACCACAACAGCAGCAGCAGCAACAACUAACUCCACUGUUUCAACAACAACCAACUUCUUCUCCUUUCGGCUUUCAAAGUUCCCUCGCAGCGCCGCAACCCUCGCCUUUCUCAAAUGCGCAAUUAACCACUCAGAUGGCUAACGUGGCACCUGUUCCUUUCUCUCUCGCCGAUCGCGAUGUUCAAACAAUCGUUGAUGCUUACAAGGAAGAUCCUGGAAACCCCAAGUACGCUUUCAAGCAUUUGUUGUUCAGUGUAACAGAACCACAGUUUAGAGUGAAGCCUGCUGGUGUAUCAGACAUCAUGUGGGCGGAGGCAAUGGGGAAGCUUGAAGGUAUGGACAGUGCAGAUAGAGAACGUCUGUGGCCACAGCUUGUCCAGGGUUUUAAGGAUCUUUCGCAACGCCUUAAGAUACAAGAUGAAGUCAUUGUUUCUGAUGCAGAGAGAUUGCGUAUAACCCAAAGCAAUGUUAAAAUGCUCCAAAGACAUUUUCAGGCUGAUACUCUUCCAUGGAUUCAAAGACUAAAACAAAAGGAACAAAUUCUCCAGCAACGUCUUUUAAGAGUAAUGAGAGUAGUGGAGGCAUUGGAGGGAAAAGGCUGCCGCAUACCCUUAACGAAAGGGGAAGCUGAACUUGCUGAGAAAUUAGCCACAAUAACUAGACAGCUUAAAGGAUCUGGAGCGGAACUGUCUAGAAGGGUACAAAAUCUACUGACUGUAUCUCGUGUUAAAGCUAAUAGCAAUGGAUUUGGUGGCUCCGUUUACCUUCCAGGUUCAACCAAAAUUCAUGAUCAAAGUCUUGCUGACCUACACGAGGUUUUACAACAGCAAAUGGAGGCCAUUGCAAGACUUGGCGGUGUUCUGAAACGAGAUAUACGGAAUAUGGAGAUUAUGAUCACUGAUGACACAGGAAGAAUUGAAAAUGAGAAUUUAAUUUGAAUUUUGUCUAGAAAACCUAGAACAUUCUUGCGCUGUAUUCACAUUUUAUUAUAUAUUUUUUCUAGUGUAUCAUGAUUUGGUAGCUAGUGGGAACUAAUGUAAUGAGAGCUCAUUAAAAUAUAAUGUACUCCUUCCGCUGCUGAUGGAACUUCCCAUUGGCAGAGAAAA
Molecule: messenger RNA, 1492 nt
Organism: Vigna umbellata (rice bean)
Lineage: Eukaryota; Viridiplantae; Streptophyta; Magnoliopsida; Fabales; Fabaceae
Product: nuclear pore complex protein
Biological process (GO): NLS-bearing protein import into nucleus; protein localization to nuclear inner membrane; nuclear pore organization
Cellular component (GO): nuclear pore; nuclear pore central transport channel
Molecular function (GO): structural constituent of nuclear pore
Source: RefSeq, a predicted model, not a curated record